Molecule: messenger RNA, 5307 nt
Organism: Onychostoma macrolepis
Lineage: Eukaryota; Metazoa; Chordata; Actinopteri; Cypriniformes; Cyprinidae
Gene: gpr37b
Product: G protein-coupled receptor 37b
Exons: 2
Coding region: 966-2810 (614 amino acids)
Biological process (GO): adenylate cyclase-inhibiting G protein-coupled receptor signaling pathway; positive regulation of MAPK cascade
Cellular component (GO): plasma membrane; signaling receptor complex
Molecular function (GO): G protein-coupled peptide receptor activity; prosaposin receptor activity
Source: RefSeq, a predicted model, not a curated record
UAACAAUCACUUGUUUUAUACAUUAUUUACAAGAAUCGUAAUUGUUUGCAUGUUUGCAUGCAAAUAUUACGUAUAAACUAUAGCCUAUAAAUGACAACUAGUAUUAACGGUUGUUUAUUACAGUAGCUUGUCUCGUAAUUAAUUUUAAUAAUUGAUACAUUUAUUUACAAGGAUUUUUGUUCUGCAAAUAUAACGCAUAGCCUAUGAAAACCAUUAAUGUAAUAUUUCCCGCUGAUUUAUUGUAGUAGCUUGUGUCUCGUAAUAACGGUGCAUUGUGAAUUAUUUUGCAGUUGCACUUUUCCUGCAUGUUACUGUGACACACAGCUGUAAUUGAACUCGUAUAAACCCGUGUUACUCUCAAGAUUGAUCGGAUUAUGAUUCUGUUGACAUGCGUAAUUACGCAUGGUAAUGAAUGUACUACGCACGGGCGGGGCGGGGUCGCCUCCAGCUGCGGUGGUCCAAGGGGCUGAUGCUGAUGGAUCCGGCUUGACAGAACAAGGUUAUCCGCCAGAAGAGAGUCCGUCCAUUUUCUUCAUCGGCUCCUCACUCACAGCAGCAGCAGCAGCAGCGGCGCUACCGGACUCCGCUUCUCCACGCACAGCAGAGGCGCAGGAAGAGUCCAGGUUGCCGCGCCCAACAGAACACGAGAUGCGACCGACUCCUGCAGCUGGCUGGGAUGCACAAGCAGAAAUGCAAAUGAUGUCGUUCGGAGGCAAUCUCGUCUUUCUGGCACUUUAAGACGAGGAACGCAAAGAAUCUAGAGGAGGUGGUUUUUAUUUGCCGCACGACACCGGAGUGGAUGUAACAGGAAAAGUCAUUUGCAUGGAUCUAAUUAGCCUUUACUGAUCGUUCGCGUGUGAACUUUUCCUUCUAACAAUGUGAAUCUGGGAAAACAGCGUGUGUUCUUUGCGAUGCACCACACGAGAGUGUUUUUCUAACAUCUUCAGCACACUGACUCGGUGAAGAUGCAGAUGCUGCUGCUUUUAAGAACGAUCUUUUUCAUUGCAGGUUGUCCACAUGUUUUGUUGCACGGAGAAACCCGUAAUGCACACACCAAAGAACCAGUCGCUCUUAGGAGCCUUCAUGAUGCCAAACCCAGUGCCACACACCCUGCGAGGCAUCGAGCCGCAGGUACACCUGCCUUUGACAUCAAACAGACUUCAGAAGACAACAGUAACUUGUCUUCACAUCUCUGGCUGCUUUUGGAGAGCGGAGGUAAGCGGUAUGGAUACAGACAUCUCUUGUCGAACAGAACACAUGCGGUCACGGAGAGUGCCACGAUCCUCCAUAAGCGCUCUCGGCGACAUAAAAGGAAAAAGUUGAAUGGCGAGAUGCCUGCUACCAUGGGAACAGUAGGUGGACACAAUAACUCUAAGCCGUAUUCAGCAAGCAAGCGAGAAAGAAACCACAGACGCAAAAGAGGCACAAAGGAACACCACAAGAAAGCGUUUAGGAGCUUGAAAAGGGGCCAGAAUAAAAGCGCUGCCCCAUUGACACCAGUCGAAACUUAUUAUAACGCCCUGACAUCCUCUUUAUCCAUGUGGGAACCGAUGCCCAAGCCUCUAGCGCUCACCUCCACAGAUUUCCCAUUCGAUCUCACCAGGUAUGCCGAGUUCCACACCAAACAGAUAGACGACCCAUGGGACGCCACGCCGAUGACCCCUCCGUACGCCGAGGAUGAGGAGAGCGAAUUCUUCCCCAAUCCUUUCUACCCCGUCACUAGCGAGACAUACGGGGCGUAUGCAAUCAGCAUCGUUUCCAUCCUCAUUUUCGCUGUGGGAAUAACGGGGAACAUAGCAAUAAUGUGUGUGGUGUGCCAUAAUUACUACAUGAGGAGCAUCUCAAAUGCUCUGCUGGCUAACCUGGCCAUUUGGGACUUUGCACUGCUCUUGUUGUGCCUGCCACUCGUGGUGUUCCACGAACUCACAAAGACCUGGCUGCUGGGCCAGUUCACCUGUAAAGUCGUACCGUAUAUUGAGGUGGCGUCUCUCGGCGUGACCACUUUCACCCUCUGCGCGCUCUGCAUCGACCGUUUCCGCGCCGCGACCAACGUUCAGAUGUACUACGAGAUGAUCGAGAACUGCACCUCCACCGCCGCCAAGCUGGCCGUCAUCUGGAUCGGCGCCUUGCUCCUCGCCCUCCCCGAGCUCCUGAUCCGCCAGCUGGUGUCAGAAAACGGUGACGGAACGGUGGACGAGCCGGCGUCCGAACGCUGCCUGAUCCGCAUCUCCACGUCCCUUCCCGACACACUGUACGUCCUGGGCCUGACCUACGAAGGCGCGCGUCUCUGGUGGUGCUUCGGCUGCUACUUCUGCCUGCCGACCCUCUUCACCAUCGGAAGCUCGGUGGCCACCGCCCGGCGCAUCCGUCGCGCAGAACGCGGCUGUGCCAGAGGCAACAAGAAGCAAAUCCGACUGGAAAGCCAAAUGAACUGCACCGUAGUGGCGCUGGCGAUCGUCUACGGCGCGUGCGUGGUUCCCGAGAAUGUGUGCAACAUGGUUUCGGCAUACAUGGCGGCCGGGGUCCCGCAGAGCACCAUGGCGCUGUUGCAUCUGCUCAGUCAGCUGCUGCUGUUCCUGCGUGCUGCUGUCACACCGGUGCUGCUGCUGUGCCUCUGCAGACCCUUCGGCCGUGCCUUUCUGGAGUGCUGCUGCUGCUGCUGCGCAGAUGCCUGCGGGAUCGCCACUCACUCCUCAGCCACGGCCAGCGACGACAAUGAGCACGAGUGCACUACAGAACUGGAGCUGUCGCCGUUCAGCACUAUUCGCCGGGAAAUGUCCAACUACACGGCGACUGGAUCCCACUGCUGAGUGAAUGUGUGGGGAUUCCAGUGCCUACUGUACUGUACUGUACUGUACAAGCACAUGCUUUUGUUUUACUGUGUAAAUACUUUGACCACAACCGGUGUGUUGCUCUUUUAAAGAAGGUAAUGUAGACUGAAAAUUAUGUAAGUACUUUUUUUUUUGUAUAAUUGUCCUUAAUAUAUAUAAAUAUAUAUAUAUAAAUAACUAGUGACUGCUUUAAUUUUGCAGUUUUUUUGCACUGCCAAACACUUUAGCUUUCUCUUCACUCUGUUUCUGCACUUGCAUCGCGUCUACACUGGAGGCGAUCGAAACGGAGUCACUCCGCUUCAAAUUGAGUCUGUCUGCACUGGAAGUGUUCAUCGACUUAAGAUGCUCACUAAUCACAAACUAGUCACAUCUAGGUUUCAGGGUAGGCUAAAGGUAAAAUUUAAGAAAUCUAUUGAAUGUAAAAUACUAUUAUUUUCAACAAAAAUCCAAUUGUAAAAUAAAUAUAUAUUUUUUAUUUAAUUUAAAUUUAAUUUGAAAUAUUUUACUGCUUGUAGUUUAUUAACUUUUUGCUUUAACUUUUACUUUGAGCAAAUAAUUGACUUUACAUAGGUUUUAUUUUUUAUUUCAAGUAACUGCCAAAACUUAUUGAAAUAUAAAAUGAAUGAAUGAAAUUCAUUGCAAAAAUAAAAUAUGUGAUAUUGUUAAUAAAAUCAUUGUAGUGAAGACAGAAAUGGAAAAUACUGGCUUCCCACAUCGUUUGACAGAAUGAAUUGCAACUAUUUUUCAUGAUACUUCCAGGAAUUUGUAAUAAUUUUGAAAUAUUUAAAAAUGCAUUUUUAAUUUUUAAUCCAUCCCAGUUUUUCUUAAUUUGUAAUUCAUUUUUUCAUAAUUUAUGUAUUUUUUCAUAAUUUUAAUUUAUUUUUCAUUUAAUUUUAUAUUACCUUUUAAUUUAAUGCAAUUUAGCUGUCAUUUAAUACAAUACAUUUUUUUGGCUGCCAAUGGAUUUAUUUAUUAAUUUCCCUGACUUUUCCUGGCUUGGAAAUUUCACUUUUACAGAUUUCCAUGAUCGUGAUAACGCUGAAAAUAAAGAACAGCUGAACUAGUUAUAUCACAUCGCUUGAUGUAAAGGAAUCUGUCUAAUUUUUAGCAUCCGGUGUAGACGCGGUGUUAAUGUCGCACGGUGUGUUUCUGCAUUUCUUGAAAGUAACAUUUCUCUAAUGUUUCUAAAUGGCUGUGUGUUGCGUGCCGUGACCUUUCUCUUGAUGAAGGUGAUUCUUGUGAAUCGUUCUUGAAGUCUGUAGAGCAUCUGUAUGUGUCUUAUACCUGUCAACACCCACACGAUGCUCCUUCUAGUUAACGGUUUCUAAACGUUUUUAUAACCGAAACGAAAUGUCUCUUUAAUAAACACAACACGUUUGCUUGAAGAACAGCAAACUGAUAUAUGAAAGUGGUUGCGUGCAUUUCUUUUGUGCCGUGUGCUAAUCAUAAACCAGCUUUUGUGCGUUCAGAAAGAAUACAAUCCGAAUACAAACAGAGGGUUUUGCUCAACUAAAGUCUCCAACAAAGAUUUCCAAUGUUUUUCUAAGCUGUCACACUCUUUUCCCCCUGCAUUAUUCAAGGCCAGCGGCUCACAUCCGUCCCGGCAUGUGUCUGAGGAAUUGUUUAUCCACAUAAAAGCAUUAGCUGUCAGGCUUCACACUGAACAGGCCCAGAUGAGAUCUUACUCCAAACAUGGCGGACUCCCCUCCCACAAGCUGGAGGAGGUGCUCUUUCGUGUUUCAAAUGAAUCUGCCGUAUUUGAGAUGUCAGAAACGGAGCAAUCUGCUAUUUUUGGGACACUUUGUGGGAAGACAGUGACAGACAGGAACGAUUGUGUUUGGACGAUUUACAUAUGAAAAUGUUUCAGCAGAAACUGUUUCACAACGCUUUGAUUUGUUGCAGAGUAAUCAGACUCCCAAAAUUUGUCAUCUACUCAUGUUUAAUCUCAAUCGUGCAUGUGGGGAAAGAAAUCAUUCUGGAAAGCUUUGAAGAUUUGCAAAUCUUGCUGAAAUUGACAGAUCUCACAAAAACAAACAAAAUAACAUGUCUGGGUCGCAACUGGCCCCAAAACAAGAUCAAAAAAGAGAUUUUGCAAAGUAAGGCAUAUUUUAGGAGCAUUAAGAUGUUUUACAUUGUGACAAAUGAUGGCCAUUACGCAUAUUUUCCUUCCAAAUUGUCAUUAAUUUAAUGUGUGCAUUCUUACGUUUCUGUUUGUUUAUUCUCAUUCUUAAUAGUGAUUUUAAUUUGCAUUACAGUAAAAAAUAAUGAAAUGAUCUUUUUAUCUUUUUAUUUAUAAAACUGCUCAUUUCUGUGUCAUUAAACUGAAGGAAAAUUGGUGUACAAACAGAAAUUGCUAGUAAAUUUCACAAUUAAAAAUUAGUUACUGGAAUUAACAAACAGAUAGUCCUUCCCCAAACUCUCACAAUUGGUUGACCCAAGAGCUGAUUGGUUUUUUUUGUAUUCAUUUUGUUUUAAA